Messenger RNA from Alexandromys fortis (reed vole), 2247 nucleotides. RefSeq names its product ankyrin repeat and kinase domain containing 1 (gene Ankk1). Gene Ontology annotation, molecular function: protein kinase activity; protein binding; ATP binding. The record is from RefSeq and is a predicted model, not a curated record. NCBI's taxonomy places the organism in Eukaryota, Metazoa, Chordata, Mammalia, Rodentia, Cricetidae. Gene Ontology annotation, biological process: protein phosphorylation.
AUGAACACGCAUGGCGGCGGCCUGGAGAGAAGCUGCACAAAGUACACGAAUGAGAGCAGGAAGAAGACUAACCGAGAUGAAGAGGGUCAGGGGUUGGGCAGUGGUGGCUUCAGCCAGGUGUUCCAGGCAAGACCCAAGCACUGGAGGACCCAGCAUGCCAUCAAGUGUUCCCUGUGCUUCCAGAAGGAAACCACCAGCUCUGAGAUGAGUUGUCUCUUUGAAGAAGCAGUCAAAAUGGAGACGAUGAAGUUUCAAGACUUUGUGUCCAUCUAUGGGGUAUGCAAGCAGCCCCGCAUUGUGAUAGAGUUAAUGGCCCUGGAGAAGACACUACCUACCCACAGCCUCAAGCCACUCAAGUGCUGCAUCAUCCAUGAGACCAGCUUGGCCAUGAAGUUCCUCCACAGCUUUAAGCCAUCCCUGCUCCACCUGGACCUCAAGCCAAGCAACAUCCUGCCAGACAACAACAUGCAUGUCAAGAUUUCAGAUUUUUGCCUGACCAAGUGGAUGGAGCCGUCAACCCACAUGCAGUACACUGAGAGAUUGGCUCUGAGGGGCACACUCAGUGGCAUUCCUCUUGAAACGUUCCUGGAGAAUAGCAAGGCUCCAGGGCCUGAAUAUGUUAUACACAGUUUGGGACUGUCAUUCUGGGAGAUUCUCAUGCAAAAUAAACCAUAUACAGGGCUCAAUGUGAUGAGCAUCAUUAUCCGGGUAGCUGCAGGCGUGAGGGCCUCCCACCCCUUGCAGCCUGUCUCUGCCAAAUGGCCAGAGGAGGCCCAUCAGAUGUUGGACCUGAUGAAAUGCUGCUGGGACCAAGACCCCAAGAAGAGACCAUGCUUUCUAAGCAAGUACCCAUUUUUCCAUGCCGAGGAGCUAAAGAGGGAGGGAUGGGAGACACCAUUGGCCCUAAAGCUGAGAAAAGGUUUAAGACAUUUUCAGGGUGGGGCUGGGAGGGACAACACAGAGAGGGGCUCAGGUGACUCCUUGAAGUGGAUCCUUCAACUCUCUGAUGGCAAGAGCUAGGCCCCAAGUGAUGAAGAGCUGCAAGUCUAUGAGCACAAGAUGACUCUCCUCUACUUCCUAGUGGGCCAGGGCAGUUUGGAGCAAGUGAAGCUGCUGCUGUCCCAUAAAGUUGAUGUGGACUGCCAGACGGCGUCUGUCUAUACACCACCCCUCCUUGCCCACGAUCAGCAGCCUGACCUCUGUGCCCUGCGCCUGGUACACGGUGCUAGUACCAACUUGGUAGAUGAGGAUGGCUAGGUCCCACUGCAUUUUGAAGCCCAGAAUAGGGAUGACCAUAUUUCCCAUAUGCUCCUGAACCAUGGGGUCCUGGUGGAUGCUCAGGAACAUGAGAGCUGGACUCCACUCAGCCUAGCUGCACAGAAUAACUUUGAGAAUGUUGCAUAGCUUCUGGUCUCCUGACAGGCAGGUUUCAACCCACAGGAGGUUUAGGGUAAGACGCCCAUCCAUGUGUCUGCCUGCUUUGGCUAUAUUGAUCUGGUCAAGCUGCUGAUAAGACAUGCUGAGAUGGAUGCUCAGCAGAGAAACCUGAGGACACCCCUGCACCUUUCAGGGGCGAAGGGGAAAAUGAGAGCCAUCCAACACCUGCUAAAAGGUGGGGAAUUUCCUGAUGCCCUUGACCAUGGUGGUUACAGCCCAUUGCACAUGGCUGUAACCAAGUGUAAGCAACUUAUCUUCGAGAUGCUUCUCAGAUAUGGGGCCAGCCUGGAGCUACCCACGCAACAGGAAGGGACACCCGUAAGCCUAGCAACUUACAAGGGUCACAUGGAGAUCAUCCAUCUGCUGGACAAGAGCCAUGCAGACCUAGAUGCUCUUGGAAGAACGCAUGGGACUCCCCUGCACAUGACUGCCUUCCAUGGAGAGGAGGUGGUGGUGGUGUCGCUGCUUCAGGGUGGGGCCAACCCCAAUGCUGCUGAUCUCUGGACUCCUCUCCACAUGACAGGGCAGAAGGGGGCCUUCCUGGUCAUCAUCCACCUUCUGGAACAUGGUGCUGAUGUCCACGCCUGCAACAAGGUGGACUGGACAGCUGCCCACUUGGCUGCUCUCCAGGGCAACAUAACCAUCCUUCAAGUUCUGGUCAAGGCUAAUACCCAACUGUACAUCAAGGAUGGUGUUGGCUGCACACCUCUGCAGAUGACCCUCUGCAGCCAAAAACAGGGCAUAGUGACCUUCCUGGAGGGCAAGGAACCUUCACUAGCCAUUCUGGGAGUUUCUGAGCCUGGAUCUUAG